This is a messenger RNA of Iphiclides podalirius (scarce swallowtail), 993 nucleotides long. Lineage: Eukaryota; Metazoa; Arthropoda; Insecta; Lepidoptera; Papilionidae. The record is from the annotation of a GenBank genome assembly.
AUGUUAUUUUCGUGUAGAACUACGACGCUCAACGUAUUUCACCUGCAUAUAAUUCUGUGCGUCUUAGGGUACCAAUUCUUCAUGUGCCAAGGUAUCCUCGUACUUUCAAAGUACAAUUGGUCCAUGUUAAUAAGGAGGAGGCAUCGACGGCAUGUGCAUUGGGUGUUCCAACUGUUAGCUCUAAUCUUAGUCGUGACAGGAAGUGUUAUAAUGAUUAAGGAGACGCAGAAUCAUUUCGAUACAGCACAUAGCAUAUUGGCGAUUUGUGCUCUUGUGCUUUAUUUGACGAGUAUUUUGAACGGAUUAUUGAUGCUGAAAGCCAAUAAAUUGAGCACAUUCGUGGAUAUGAUUUGUGUUAGAUACACACAUUACGUGACAAGUAUAAGUACUUUGUUUUGUGCGACUGCAAUAACGCACUUUCUUCUCGGCGCUGCGGCUUUUAGUGCAUUUUUCUUCAUAAACAUUUUUGAAAUAUCUAAUUCCCUGAAGCAACAUAUAUACCUGUGUGUUACCGGUUAUAUAAUUCUGAUGUCUCAAGCUGUUCUUUCUCUCAAUCCAUUUACAAGUUGGUCACGAUGCUUUAAAUACGAGGACAAGAAAAUAAUUCAUUGGACAAUGCAAGUCACUGGAUCUAUGCUAGCCAUAGCUGGCAGCAUUAUCAGGAUGGUGGAAGUUCCAAGUAAUUUUCAGACCGCGCAUGGAAUUUUAGGAGUCGUCGCCAUGGUUUGCACUAUUUUCAGCCUGAUCAGCGGGAUUAUCAAUCUGUUUGCUAUGACUCUCAACACGAACAUAAAUUUGGUCAAAAUUUCGCAUUCAGUUUUAGGCUCCUUAGGCCUUUGCACCGCUUACAUUUGCCUCUGCUUUGGUUUCAACGAUUUAUAUCGAGUAUUUUUUGGCAAUACCAAUGCUAAUUUAUCUAUCUCCCUCACGGUACUAGCAUUAAUCGGGACUUUGGCAUCAGCAAGUAUUAACACAUUCAGAAGAAUACUAAGC